This is a messenger RNA of Ixodes scapularis (black-legged tick), 1486 nucleotides long. RefSeq lists its product as uncharacterized. The record is from RefSeq and is a predicted model, not a curated record. The coding region runs from base 125 to 1486 and encodes 453 amino acids. The transcript has 2 exons. Gene Ontology annotation, biological process: negative regulation of protein kinase activity. Lineage: Eukaryota; Metazoa; Arthropoda; Arachnida; Ixodida; Ixodidae. Gene Ontology annotation, molecular function: protein kinase inhibitor activity; protein kinase binding; double-stranded RNA binding. Gene Ontology annotation, cellular component: nucleolus.
UUUAUCACAGUUGUGUCGUUAUUGUCCACGAGACACAUUUCAAGCUCCCGGUUAUUCAUUCAGUACGUACCCCAUCACCGAAAACAACCAGUGAAAGCCGGUAAAGUAGCAGAAAACGUGCGUCAUGGCAGACGCAGAGCCCGGCGAAGACGCCGUUCUCGGCGUCGUUUCGAAACCACCUCCCAAAAAGAAGAAACCCGAACAAGGCACGGUGGUGGUCCCCAAAACCGUGUACGACGUCCAGCGACUCAAACUCGAGCGCCUCAUGCAAAACCCGGACAAACCCGUUCUGAUACCGGACCGCCCCAAGGGCCGCAGUCCCCACGACGCCCCCGAAUUCGUCCGAAACGUGAUGGGAAGCAGCGCGGGCGCCGGGUCGGGUGAGUUUCACGUCUACCGGCACCUACGUCGCAAGGAGUACGCACGCCAGAAGUACAUCGACCAGAAGGCGCGCCAGGACGAAAAAGACCAGGAGUUCCGCGAACGCGUCGAGCGCAACAAGCGACUGGCCGAGGAGAGAACGGCCAAGAAACGCGCCAAACGGCUCAAGCGCAAGGCGAAGCUCAAGGACAAGAAAAAGCAGACGGGCAAGGAAGGCAACAAGGAGGAUACCAAGCACACGGAAUCUGACGAUGAUGAUGAUGAUGACGACGACGACGAGGGUAACGAAGGUACUAACGACGACCAGGAACAGCGGUCGGGACCGGACGAACAGAGCAAGAGCACGGCAGAUGAAGCAGAAAACGAAGUUACUGAGGAAGACGAAAAAGUGGCCGAAGCAGACGACAAGGUUGCUGAAGCAGACGACAAGAUCGUUGACGCAGCAGACGACAAUGUUGCUGGAGCAGAUGGCAUCAAAGUUGGGUUCGGCACUCGCUUCCAAGAAAGAAUGGCUAAACCAACCGUCCUUCUGUACCAGGUGCUGACCAUGCUGCUGAUCUGUACCGAGCACGGCUUAUCCGAAGAAGACCGCGUCAUCGGGGCUGCUUAUAGAACUAUCACCACCAGCCGUAUCUACGACACGAUUACGGCCACGGAGCAACACCACGUGCCAGUUCUGCUACCGUCACCCUCAUACGGAAGUUCCUCGUCAACGGCACUGCAAGCGCUGCCUAUAAAGGAACGCCUCACUCGCGGAUACGACAGUGGGCUCGGCACUCGCUUUCAAGAAAAAAUGGCUAAACCACCCGUCCUUCUGUACCAGGUGCUGACCAUGCUGCUGAUCUGUAUCGAGCACGUCCCAUCCAAAGAAGACCGCGUCAUCGGGGCUGCCUAUGGAACUAUCACCACCAGAGGUAUCUACGACACGAUUACGGCCACGGAGCAGCAGCACGUGCCAGUUCUACAACCGUCACCCUCAUACGGAAGUUCCUCGUCAACGGCGCGGCAAGCGCUGCCUAUAAAGGAACGCCUCACUCGCGGAUACGACAGUGGGCUCGGCACUCGCUUUCAAGAAAGAAUGGCUAAACCACCCGCCCUUCUGUAA